Molecule: messenger RNA, 820 nt
Organism: Aspergillus uvarum CBS 121591
Lineage: Eukaryota; Fungi; Ascomycota; Eurotiomycetes; Eurotiales; Aspergillaceae
Product: 60S ribosomal protein eL19
Exons: 4
Coding region: 86-658 (190 amino acids)
Biological process (GO): translation
Cellular component (GO): ribosome; cytosolic large ribosomal subunit
Molecular function (GO): RNA binding; structural constituent of ribosome
Source: RefSeq, a predicted model, not a curated record
CUCAAACUCCUCAGCUGGGAAUUCUACCCGUCGUCGAGUGCAACGAACAUCAUCCGCCAACGACCGUCGAUACGCCGACAUCAAGAUGGUCAACCUUCGCACCCAGAAGCGCCUCGCGGCCUCCGUGGUCGGCUGCGGCAAGCGCAAGAUUUGGCUCGACCCCAAUGAGAUGAAUGAGAUCUCCAACGCCAACUCCCGUCAGACCAUCCGCAAGCUUGUCAGCGAUGGCCUCAUCAUCCGCAAGCCCGUCACCAUGCACUCCCGCGCCCGUGCCCGUGAGCUCGCCGCCGCCCGCAGAAUCGGCAGACACCGUGGUCUGGGUAAGCGCAAGGGUACCAAGGAGGCUCGUAUGCCCAGCCAGAUCCUCUGGAUGCGCCGCAUGCGUGUUCUCCGUCGCCUGCUCGUCCGUUACCGUGCCUCCGGCAAGAUCGACAAGCACUUGUACCACGAGCUCUACCACCUGAGCAAGGGUAACACCUUCAAGCACAAGCGUGCCCUCAUCGAGCACAUCCAGAAGGCCAAGGCUGAGAGACACCGUGAGCGUGUUCUCAAGGAGGAGAUGGACGCUAAGCGUGCCAAGAACAAGGCUCUCCGUGAGCGCCGCUUGGAGCGCAAGGAGGCCAAGCAGAACGCUCUCGUCGCUGAGGCCCAGGAGUAAAUUUCUUCUGUUUGACGAACUUUGGCGGUGCGGAGGUUGAAAAGCGGGGGAUAAUGGGUUAAUCGAUCAGCCAGUGGAAUAUAAAUCAGGUCGACCAAAACUACACACUUCCCCGUUUUUUCGUUGCAGGUCUGGCUCGUUGGCUCUGAGAAGAACAAGAAA